Messenger RNA from Pygocentrus nattereri (red-bellied piranha), 2125 nucleotides. It is a transcript of the gene ipcef1, whose product is annotated as interaction protein for cytohesin exchange factors 1. The record is from RefSeq and is a predicted model, not a curated record. The transcript is spliced from 11 exons. NCBI's taxonomy places the organism in Eukaryota, Metazoa, Chordata, Actinopteri, Characiformes, Serrasalmidae. The coding region runs from base 412 to 1695 and encodes 427 amino acids.
UCAUGAAGAAACAGCGACGCCUAGUGACUGAACAGGCGAAGCGCAUUAAACCGUUCGGCUCACGUACUGAAGAAACCUGAAUAAAAAGCCAGGAGCAAAACACUAACAACGUCUACAAACGAGUCUUAUUAUAGUCUUAUUCUCCAGCUUCUUGUCUGAAUUCUCACGUUCCACCUUAACUGAUGCAGAAGUUACAUUCGGGCGCCAGAAUAUAGGCUGCCCCAUUAAAUGCCGCGCCAUUUAAGGUGGAACGGGAAAAUUCCAAACUGAGCCUGGAGCAUGAGGGGCUGAGUCCAGGCUCGUAAUCUAUAACCCGGUGCUGCGUAAUCAGUUAUGCUGCUGAUUAGGUCAGUAUUUGUCCUUUGACCCAGACGCUGGAGGACAGGAGUAAGUGUGUUUGUGUCCCUCAGGAUGUCCACCACCAAAGUGUUUUUGAGAGCUAUUUCAUACACGUCUUGGAAGCUACACGUUUUCCAGUGCUGGUUGCAGAAUGUACUUUCUCCUUUUGCUUCUCCAUUUAUGACCAACAUGGAGCAGUCUGUAAGUCAUCACACUGCAAAAAAGAAUGUCUUGGUUCCUCUGCAAGACUUCUCCAGUGCGAGGUGUCGAGGGAAUGUUGCGAUGAGUCGGAGGAGGGUGUCGGUGAAGGAUCUUGGCCAGGCAGACUCUCAGGGCUGGCUGUACAAAAAGAGAGAAAGCAGAACGUUCCUGGGGCACAAAUGGAAAAAAUACUGGUUUGUGCUGAAGGGAGGCUCCCUGUACUGGUACACGACCGAAUCAGCUGACAAAGCAGAAGGCUUCAUCAGUCUCAGAGACUUCAUUCUGGAGCAGGCACACGAGUGCCGGAGGAAGUUUGCAAUAAAGGCCAGCCACCCGCAGGUUGUGACACUCUUCUUUGCAGCCGAGAACACGAAAGACAUGCACAAGUGGUUGAAUAAGCUAGUUGCAGCUUCCAAAAAGCAGGAGCUAACAGAAACUGCUAGUGAAGAGUGCUAUAGUGAAGCCAGUGAUGAUGACGAUGAGGAAGAAGAAACAGCAGAAACCUGUGGCCAGCAUACUGAGCAGCUCAUGACCAGCUCUAUCAAUGGUUGUCUCCCUCCUCCACGCUCCUGCUCAUCUCCAUGCGCGGCAAUGCUCCCCCUGGUGUCUCCCGUCUGUGACAGUACAGAGUGCAUGAGUUCAGACACAGAGUCAUGGCUGGAGCUCAGCUCUGACUCCCAGACCCUUCAGGUGUCCAUCAGCGAAGGAAACGCCCCAGGCCGCCUGCAGGAUUACCAUGGCGAUGAACGGCCUCCAUCUGAUGAGCUAGAGAUGUUGUAUCUUGACCUCAAACAUGCCAACCUGACGCCAUGCGGGAAGUUGCAGCCUUUGUCCAAGAGGGAUUACAGGUCCUCCUUUGUCAGACGCUGCAAAAAUGACGCAAUCAAUGAGAAAUUACACCUGGUCCGAACACUCAACAGCACUUUAAAGGCCAAAGAAGCUGACCUGCUGGCCAUAGAGCAGGUUCUUGCUGAUUCAGCGUUGGACAGCAAUAAGUACCGACAGUGGAAGAGUGCUAAUGUGCUUCUGCUGGAGGAGAUCAGCAAGAAGGUUCAACCAGUGGAGGAAACCCCCCAAACCCCCCAGCCCAAAGAGCCUGUUCAGAGUCAACCACAGUGCUCCACUUCAGCUAUUUCCGCAGAGACCAGCGUGUGAGCACACACAUGUUCUGGAUGGUGACCUGGUUUGGAGGAUGGUAGCUAUAUUUUGGACAGCGGCCUUUACCACGUGCCCCACUUUACAUUUGAACUCAGUUGUUUCACCUCCUGCUUACAGAUUAGUUGUGUUCUUUUGAAAGGGCAUUUGAGCAGAUCUGUUCCUGACCGUCAUUGUUAUUUACUGAGUUAUCUCAUCUUGGACUUGUCAAGUGACCUGCUUGGUUUGAGGCAGACAGCAGAUGGUAGUAUUGAGAUUCUCUGGAUGCCUCAUCAGAAAUGGUUCAAACUUAAAAUGUACUUAGAAGUACAAUACAAGUUUUUUUUAAAGGGUAACUCCACUAUUUUUACAAAAAUUCUGCCUAAUUCAAAGGGGUUUGAUGUAAAAUGGUUUUAUUGUAGGGAAACUUGCUGAUUUCUUUACAGUGGUG